Molecule: messenger RNA, 1784 nt
Organism: Dromaius novaehollandiae (emu)
Lineage: Eukaryota; Metazoa; Chordata; Aves; Casuariiformes; Dromaiidae
Gene: ATP6V1B1
Product: ATPase H+ transporting V1 subunit B1
Exons: 14
Coding region: 39-1556 (505 amino acids)
Biological process (GO): ATP metabolic process; proton transmembrane transport; vacuolar acidification
Cellular component (GO): proton-transporting V-type ATPase, V1 domain
Molecular function (GO): proton-transporting ATPase activity, rotational mechanism; ATP binding
Source: RefSeq, a predicted model, not a curated record
CAAAAGCGGCGCGGGGCGGCGGCGCGGCCGGUCGGGCCAUGGCUGCGACGGGGCGGCCGCCGAGCUCCGCCGGGCUCCGCGAGCACCUGCACGCCGCCACCCGCAGCUACGCCGGCAGCGCCCGGCUCACUUACAGGACCGUGUGCGGUGUCAACGGGCCCCUCGUGGUGCUGGACAACGUCAAGUUCGCCCAGUACGCCGAGAUCGUGAACUUCACGCUGCCCAACGGCACCAGCCGCAGCGGCCAGGUCCUGGAGGUGGUGGGCUCCAAAGCCAUCGUGCAGGUGUUUGAGGGGACCUCGGGGAUCGAUGCCAAGCAGACCACCUGCGAGUUCACCGGGGACAUCCUCCGGACGCCGGUGUCCGAGGACAUGCUCGGUCGGGUCUUCAACGGGUCCGCGAAGCCGAUCGACAGCGGUCCCCCGGUGAUGGCCGAGGACUUCCUCGACAUCAACGGGCAGCCCAUCAACCCCCACGGCCGCAUCUACCCCGAGGAGAUGAUCCAGACCGGCAUCUCGCCCAUCGACGUGAUGAACAGCAUCGCCCGGGGGCAGAAGAUCCCCAUCUUCUCCGCCGCCGGCCUCCCCCACAACGAGAUCGCCGCCCAGAUCUGCCGCCAGGCCGGGCUGGUGAAGAAGUCCAAGGACGUGAUGGACUACCACGAGGACAACUUCGCCAUCGUCUUUGCCGCCAUGGGGGUGAACAUGGAGACGGCCCGCUUCUUCAAGGCGGACUUCGAGGAGAACGGCUCCAUGGAGAACGUCUGCCUCUUCCUCAACCUGGCCAACGACCCCACGAUCGAGCGCAUCAUCACGCCCCGGCUGGCCCUGACCACGGCCGAGUUCCUGGCGUACCAGUGCGAGAAGCACGUGCUGGUGAUCCUGACCGACAUGAGCUCCUACGCCGAGGCCCUGCGGGAGGUCUCGGCGGCCAGGGAGGAGGUGCCCGGGCGCCGCGGCUUCCCCGGCUACAUGUACACCGACCUGGCCACCAUCUACGAGCGGGCCGGGCGCGUGGAGGGCAGGAACGGCUCCAUCACGCAGAUCCCCAUCCUCACCAUGCCCAACGACGAUAUCACCCACCCCAUCCCUGACCUGACCGGCUUCAUCACGGAGGGGCAGAUCUACGUGGACCGGCAGCUGCACAACAGACAGAUCUACCCCCCCAUAAACGUGCUGCCCUCGCUGUCCCGCCUGAUGAAGUCGGCCAUCGGGGAGGGCAUGACCAGGAAGGACCACGGGGACGUCUCCAACCAGCUGUACGCCUGCUACGCCAUCGGGAAGGACGUGCAGGCGAUGAAGGCCGUGGUGGGCGAGGAAGCGCUCUCGGCCGACGACCUGCUCUACCUGGAGUUCCUGCAGAAGUUCGAGAAGCAGUUCAUCGCCCAGGGCGCCUACGAGAACCGGAGCAUCUUCGAGUCCCUGGACAUCGGCUGGCAGCUGCUGCGCAUCUUCCCCAAGCAGCUGCUGAAGCGCAUCCCCGAGAGCAUCCUGGCCGAGUACUACCCGCGCGAGGCCAAGGCGCCCGCCCCGCAGCCCGCCGCCACCGCGCUCUGACCCCGGCGCCGCCGAGGACGAAGGUCCGUGUGAGCCGCGCUGCUCCCGGAGCCGUUCGGUCGGGGCUUCCCACGGGCCGGUCCUUUCCGGGGAUGCAAAGGGACGUGGUGGUCCGGAGCACCCGGCGGCUGCCUCUGCCGAACCGCCUCGGCCCUGUGCACGAGCAGCACCGGCAUCCCCAAACGGCCAGAGACCCUCGUCCUUAUGCAAUAAAAACAGCGUGAUCCG